This is a messenger RNA of Alosa alosa (allis shad), 2162 nucleotides long. RefSeq names its product polyamine oxidase (gene paox). Gene Ontology annotation, molecular function: polyamine oxidase activity. The record is from RefSeq and is a predicted model, not a curated record. Bases 208 to 1743 code for a protein of 511 amino acids. Lineage: Eukaryota; Metazoa; Chordata; Actinopteri; Clupeiformes; Clupeidae. The transcript is spliced from 7 exons.
GUGAUCACACCCGGACUACCGUGUCAACUUUCAAUUCCACAAAGUGUCAACGCUGUCGGUAGCCUGUAAAAUAAUUCAGGUCUAAGAGGAUAGGCUCAAAGUAGUCCUACAUGCAUGUGGCUAACGUUUCGAGUAUAGGUUUAACUAAACUGAACUAUCACUUUGUCGCCCGUCUGCUACGAAAACCGAAGCGUUUUGCGACUUGCAAUGGCUCAUCUUCCAAGUCUCGACGCUAAAAUUGUUAUAGUUGGCUGCGGGAUCUCCGGGAUUGGUGCUGCGCUGAAACUCACAAAGUAUGGAUUUCAGAAUGUCCGUAUUGUCGAGGCCACGGGAAGGAGCGGUGGAAGAGUACGAACGGGCAGACUUGGUAGCAACAUUGUGGAGAUCGGCGCCAACUGGAUCCACGGCCCAUCUCAGGAGAACCCUGUGUUCCGGCUGGCCUGCCACUACAGCCUGCUUGACCCAGAGUCCAUGACGGAGGAGAACCAGGCGAUGGACGUGGGCGGCCAUCCUCCCUUCGUGCCCAGCUUCCUGCGCAGCUCAGGGGGGACUGUGUCGGCGGAGCGUUUGGUGCCUGCCUUGGAGCUUUUCUCCCGGGUGCUGGAGCAAAGCCAGGGCUUCAGCCAGGGAGGGGAGCCCGUGGCCAGUGUGGGGGGGUACGUUAGGGCAGAGCUGCCGCGCCUGGCAGAGGAAGAGUGGCGUGGGGAGGAAGCGGGCACGCGAGACCUGAGGAUGGCGCUGGCCACCACCCUGCUGAAGGUGGAGUGCUGUGUGAGUGGAACACACAGCAUGGACGAGGUGGGGCUGGGGGCGUUUGGACUCUACCAGACACUGCCUGGACUAGACUGCACCUUCCCCAGGGGCUUUGAUGGGCUGAUCGACUGCCUCAUGAGUGAGCUCCCGAAGGGUGUGGUCUCCUACAACACACCGGUUCGCUGCAUCCACUGGUCCGACGGGAGCGGAGCAAGCGACACACACUCUGAUACACACCCUGUGCGGGUGGAGUGUGCCAAUGGAGAGGUCUUUCCUGCUGACCAUGUUAUUGUCACUGUUCCACUGGGUUACUUGAAGAAGCACCAUGGCACUCUGCUGAGGCCCCCGUUACCACUGCACAAGCUGCACUCAGUGCAGAAGAUGGGCUUCGGCACCAACAACAAGAUCUUCCUGGAGUUCCAAGAGCCCUUCUGGGAGCCGCAGACCGAGGCCAUCUACCUGCUGUGGGAGGACGAGAUGCACCUGGCGGACACGGUGCCCAACGUACACACACACUGGGUCCGCAAGCUCUUCGGCUUCACCGUGCUGAAGCCUACCGAGAGGUAUGGACAUGUUCUUUGUGGCUGGAUCGCUGGUCAUGAAUCUGAACAUAUGGAAUCACUCUCUGAGACAGAAGUUCUGAACACGGUCACACAAGUCCUGCGCAGGUUUACAGGUAUCCCUACGUUGAGUCCCAGUAGGAUGCUGCGCUCUCAGUGGUUCCAUGAUGAAUUCACCUGUGGCUCCUACUCUUACCUGGCUACCGGCUGCUCCGCUCGUGACACUCAACACCUGGCAGAACCACUGCCUACAGAACACACACAUUCCAGGCCCCUGCAGGUGCUGUUUGCUGGUGAGGCCACUCACGGCUCUUUCUCCUCCACCGUCCACGGAGCUCUGCAGACUGGCUGGAGAGAGGCGGAGAGACUCAUCACACACUACUCACACUCCUCCUCUUCAUCCCCCUCUCCUCUCUCCUCCAAACUCUAAUCCCUCUUCCCUCUGUCACACUCUCCCAGUCUUCUUCUCACCAGCUCUCUCCACUUCUCCAACCACUCCCUUAUCCUCUUUUCUUCACCUUUUGCAAUCAUCUCCCAUCUCCGUUUCUCUCUAUCUCUCCUUUUCCUUUUUCAUUCUCUUUCACUGCUCUUGCUGUCUCCAACCAGUAGGUGGCAGACUCUCCCUCUGCUGUGCCUCUCUGCUCCUGAGCUCCAAGAUCAAAACAGAGCCUUAGCCCUUAGCCAUGAUGCUCGCUGACCCUGUGUUUUGCCAAAGUCUGUUCGCAAAAGUCUGUUUGUGUAGAAUCUCCAGUUAUGUUUCAGCUGUUGUCCUAAAAGUCUGGAAGAUUGCACUAAAAAGAAAUGCACUAUCCUCUGCUUUGUACAAAUAAAUAAUAUUUGAUAUAAUAA